Molecule: messenger RNA, 3696 nt
Organism: Brugia pahangi
Lineage: Eukaryota; Metazoa; Nematoda; Chromadorea; Rhabditida; Onchocercidae
Source: the annotation of a GenBank genome assembly
AUGGAUCUACUGGAUCAGAUUGCAGUAUAUCGAGGUUGCGAACCAUCUGUUAUUAUUAGUUAUGUUGCAGUCGUCAGGGAAGUGUACUUGCAUGCAUGCACUAAUCUCAAGAAAGAAGAUGUUAACACGCAAGAAAGGAAAAGGCAAUUGUUAGAACAAUGGCGGCAAAUUGAAAAACAUUUUGCUAAAAUUAAAUAUGCAAUGUUAGAUUGUUGGCCUGUGGGUAAUGAACCCGAUCUGAUGGCUGCCUAUGUUUCCAUUGCACUAUUAUAUUCGUUGUACAAAGAUGUAUCUGAUGAGAAGAUUAUACGACAGUGCCAUGAAGCGGCAGAGCGUGCCCGAAAAUGUGGUCGUGUUAACUUAAGCGAAAGCCAGUUUAAUGAGGUACAACAAUACUGCGACAUGAUUGAAAACAUUUUCUUCCUACGACGUCAAUCAGCAGUGAGCGUGAGUAUUAGCAAGAAGCGCCACGUGAACAGCAAUGUUAUCAGUGAUGAUGACGAUCAGUUAGGUAGCAAUAACGAUACUGAGAGCGACUCGCAGCUGCACUUUAACAUUCAACAACAGCUUACUUCUGCUCCUGCAGCUUCUAAUUUUCUUAAAUGUAAUCCUGAUAAGCACUCUUCAGUGAGAUAUAUUAAAGAUGGUCCUACUAUUUUAACUGAAUACGGAAAAUUAACUACAGCUGGAAAAGGUCUGACUAGCGAAAAUAAAUGCCAGAAACGAUUGCGUCCCAGUGAUCUUGAAAUUAAAACUGCUCAGAAAAAGCUAAAAUACCAAAAGCUAAUAAACUCUACCACCGUAUUAACUGAAUUCGAAUCUGUUCUGUUAAAACGAAAUGCGACUGGUAAUGGAGAUUUUGAAUUUCCACGACCAAGUGAUCUGAAAUCGGCAAAUACACGACAUUACGGACCAAAGUGUAAUUUACAUUUACCUGAUCUCUAUCCAGCUAAUGCUGAUAAUUUUAACAGUCUUAAAGCGAAUGCUAAGGAUUUCAAUUUAUCUAAUCGUAUUUAUCAAGUUCUUGAAUCCAGCCCAAUUCCUAAUGAAUCUCCAUCUUCUGCAAAUCAGAAGAUAAGUAAAAUGGCAUCAGCGGUAGUAAGUAUUACGAGUAAGGAUAAAACAAUUUCUGAGUCAUCUCAAGCUACUGAUCCGAAUUACUCUUCCUGUGCUCAAGAAUCUCAAACAAAUACAGUUUUCCAAAAGUUAGAGUGUUAUGCAAAUGAAUUUGUUGAAAAAAUUAUUCACUCAAUAAUAAAAAUGAACGAAAAGCCAAGGAUAUGUUCACGACGCAAUUUGGAGAAAAUUCAGGUCAUGGAUACACCAACUGUUCUCACCUCCAAUAAUUGUCCAAUAUCGAAACAAGAAUUCAUAGUAAAGCUCAAUAAUGGAAGUGGAACUAUUGAUGCAAAACCGGACAGAAUGAACAAGAAUAUAUUAAUUCGAGCGAGAAAAAUUCUGAGGGCAAAUAUAGAUCAGCAAAUUGAAGAUGUUUUUAUGGAAUCUGUAGCAAAAACAACUCCUAUGGGUGUUAUCACCGAUCCAAAUUCUGAUGAUAGGUUAGGAAAACAAAUAUACGAAGGCGGAGGAAUGUCAAACAAGACAAUUGUUGUCGAAGAUCAUGCGGAGAUGCAAUUAAGCCAUAAUUAUAUACCGGGAAGUCUCUGCAAUUUGCAGCAAACAUUUGAAAGCAUUGCUAGUUCUGACCUGUCUCUAAUAACAGCACCUCGAGCUAAAUUAACAACUUCAGUGGCAGUGAAACCCAUCACAAUCAUUGGUUUCUCAAAUUUAAUUGAUUCAAGCAAUAAAUUGACCCGAGAUAAAAAAAAAUUGGAAACUGAAUCAGCAGCUGAUGCACUAGAGGAAUUGAAGAAAAAAGAAAUACGCAAGUUGUUUGCGGGUAAGCUUAAAAUAGAAACUUACAUGGUACCAGGUCAUUCCAUUAAGUUUGGAAAUUUUUGGGAAGAGCUUCAGGAACUGAAAGGAAACAAGCAGCAGCAAUUAUCAACGGCAACCAAAACAAUACUUAUGGUCACUGCUGCAAAAAUUGUGUUAAAACAGACGAUGAAUCAAGCUGGUCCGGAUUACGUAAUGCAAAAACUGGAUGACACAAAGAGAAAGUUUACUGUCACUCAAAGCAAGUUCCUUGCCAGUAAGGGAAAUGUGUUUUCCGGAACAGAUAAAAAUGUAUCCAGCGUUAUAUGGGCAAGCAACGAAACUAUCUCGUCAGCUACAAAAAUUAAUCAGAAAUUGCAAACUGCGAUGACUAAUCACUUCGACUCAUCACUGGAUAAUACACCUAUGCAAAAAUCGAAUACUGACGAAAUAUGUUUGACGGAAAUCAUUCUAGAUGAGACCAGGAAUUUCACUAAAGUUUCGGAAAAUUCCCAUACAAAUCGAAUAAAAUCCCAAAAUGAACCUUUGAGUAAAGAAAUACUUUUUGAAAAAUACGCGAACUUUGAACCCCCAUUAUGCAAGUUGCAAAGAGUUCCUGAAUUUGAUGCAAUGCCUUUAUUCAGGGAACAUUUGCAGUCAAAUUCCAGAGUGCCAUUUCAAAAGUUUCUGAUUGAGUCAAUGAUUCCAGAUCAAAUAAGGCAUCAGGAGUAUAUAUCUGACUCAAAAAAAGAGAUACAAGGAGUGAGCAAAGAAGUGGAUAAUUGUGAAGCAAUUUUAAAUUUUCCAGUUAUGGUAUAUUCCGCUUUUAGGAAAACAAAAUUAAGAACUGUUGAAUCAAUUGAUGUUAGCACAACCCAAAUAAAACGAAUUGCAAAACCGGAUUUCCAGCAGCCAGGUCAAGCUUUCGAAAUACCUUCGAUAUCCUCAUCGUCACAGAUCACUAGAAUCAAUUCAGAAAACACCACUCCAUCGAUAACUAACCAGGAACCAGUAAUAACUGAAUUUGAAAUCAACGAAUAUAUCGGAUCGGAACAGAAAAUCGAAAAAAAAUGUGACGGGGUAAAAUCAGAAUUAAUCUUGAAAGAAAUUGUUGAGAAGAAGGAAUUCUCUUUCACAAGAAAUAUCAAUCAAUAUCAUGAAAAGAAAGAAAUACAACUGGAUACAUUCGUAAUUGCUCCGGAAAUACAACAAAUAAGCUUGCACAGACCACAAAUUGCGCCACCAUGUCCGCCGCUUCGACAAAAAUUGAAUAAGCCAACAUCUAUUUUCUCAAAGCCAUUGUUGCCGCGUGGAUAUAAGCAUUUAGUUGUGGCGGAGAAACCUUUUGAAGCCAAAAAAGGCUUUACAAAAUGCGAUAGUAAGAAUACUAGUUUUGUUGCAUCAGCAAAUAGUUGUCAGGAACUACUCGGUGUAUCUGAAGAAAGGGCUUCUGAAGAUGAGAAGUGUCAAACUCUUGUCUACUGCGAGGAAAAGCACAGCACUAUCUAUGAUCUGGAAAAUAAAUUACUAACCAUUAGAAAGGAGAGUAGUGAACAAUUACAUGAGAAUCAGGAGACAUCUGCACCACUGGAAGUCAUCCAGAUGCCACAUUUUGAUGCAAAGGCGGAAUUCGACAAGAGGCUCUCAGUCAAAAAGAGUCACUGUGGAGAAGUGCCGGUUAUUGUGAAAAACGCAACCUUAAAAUCAGACAGUAAAUUACGACUAUUGAAAUGUUUAACUAAUAAUUCAUUAAUUCCUCCCACGUUGAGGUUAAAUGUCAACGAGAAACCAGACUUCAAUUUUAUGAUUAAAAAUAAGUGA